AUGUCAAUACGUUACAUUGAAAACGCUAGAAAGAUCCUUUGCAUAGGUCGUAACUAUGCUGCGCACAUAAAGGAGCUUAACAAUUUUGCUCCUCUGCAGCCAUUUUUCUUCUUGAAGCCUACUCUGUCUAUUUUGAAGCCCAACAGUGGACCAUUCUUGGUUCCUAAGGGAGUUGUUGUACACCACGAAGUUGAAUUGGCUAUCAUCUUGAACCGUGAGUUGAAAAACUUACCUUCUACCUUUUCUGCGGAGGAGGCCCUCGAGUGUAUCGAUGGUUAUGCCUUAUCUAUCGACAUGACUGCUCGUAAUGUCCAGGACGAAGCUAAGAAGAAGGGCUUGCCUUGGUCAAUUGCCAAGGGAUUCGACACAUUUCUUCCAUUGUCCAAUUACAUUCCUAAAGAGAAAAUUCCAGACCCUUACAACGUAGAAUUAAGUCUUAGUAUCAAUGGGGAAGAAAAGCAAAGAGAUUUGACUAAUUUGAUGAUCUUUCCUAUCCACAAGAUCUUGUCCCAUGUGUCUACUAUGAUGACCUUGGAGAAGGGUGACAUGAUCUUGACCGGAACUCCAAAGGGUGUAGGAAAAGUAAAUCCAGGUGACGUAAUCAGGGCCACUAUCUCUUCAGAUGGUAAAUUGAUCGAAGAUGCUACAAUUGAGUUCACUGCCGAGCAAAAGCCUGGACCAUAUGAGUUCAAGGAGAUAUAG
Messenger RNA from Dujonia railenensis, 702 nucleotides. The record is from the annotation of a GenBank genome assembly. Lineage: Eukaryota; Fungi; Ascomycota; Pichiomycetes; Serinales; Debaryomycetaceae.